AUGGGAGGUAAAUCCAGCAAAUCCAGAGGAUCCAAGCGAUUUGAUUUCACUGUAGAGGACUACAUAGAAGGAAAUGAUAAUAUCAUCAUUGAUCAUACAGUUCGACGGGAUCCAACUCCACAACAAUCUUGUUCUUCAGAAACGAAAGGAAGUGCAAUAUCUAUUUCUGCCCGAAGCGUGAUCAAAGGGAAAGGAAACCGAAUUGAAAAAGGAUCAUCUUUUAGCACUCAAAACAAUUCAUCAGUCAAUUCAAAACCAAGAUGCAAUCCCACUUCUAAAGCAACGGCAGAAUUUACAAAAAUUAAUGACGAAAAAGAUUUAAUCAGGAACAGAAGAAUAAUAGUAGAAGCUUCAUUUUCUGUCGGUAUAAUAAGGGGGCCAGGUGGAGGUGGAACCGGAUUUAGAGUUGGAGAUAAUUAUGUCAUGACCGCUCGACACGUUGUUAUUGAUAACAUCAAAGUGGGUAAUGAAAUCAAAUACUUGCGGUUAAAGAACAAAGAUUUCUUCAUUGAAUUUGAGUACUUAAAGCACCGUCAAAAACAGAACGAUGACUACAUAUUCUACUUCAAAGAUAUGGUGUAUCAAAAUGAAGAACAAGAUACAGCAAUACUAGAACUUGAAUCUGACAGUAAUAGACCUUUUCCACCAUCCAUUAACAUUUUCGAAACUAUUGAUGUUGAUAGGCCAAUAUAUUUGAUAGGACACCCGAAUGGAGAUCCCCUUACGGACGAUCCAAAGAUAGAAUUAUAUGAGUACUGUAAAGAAACGGUUGAUAAAUCCAUUCAAUGGGCGUGUAGAAUUUCCCAAGACUAUGAAAGUCAUUAUGAUGGUAUCGAUGAUAAAAGAAAAUGUCUGUUUCACUGUUCAUCACAACACGGAGCAUCAGGGGCAUUAGGGGUCAUGGUUACUCCCCAUUUUGAUGAACCAGUUGGGGUUUUAAUGUUAUCACGCGGAUUUCCGGGUUUUUAUUAUUCAAAAAAACUAUCAUUUACAGACGAAGAGAAAAAGAUUUUUUUAGUUGUGGAGCAAGGGAUACUUUUAAAGUCCAUUGAAAACGACAUGAUAUUGAAUGGAAGGCCUAAUUUAAAAAAGAAAAUAUUUAGUAAUGUAAUAUGACUUCGUAUGUACUAAGUAUAUAGUAAAAUUUUAU
Messenger RNA from Mytilus trossulus (common blue mussel), 1150 nucleotides. RefSeq lists its product as uncharacterized. Lineage: Eukaryota; Metazoa; Mollusca; Bivalvia; Mytilida; Mytilidae. The record is from RefSeq and is a predicted model, not a curated record. Bases 1 to 1116 code for a protein of 371 amino acids. The transcript has 5 exons.